GUGGGGCGGCAGUAGCGCGCGAUCCGUCGCGGCCGGCCGCCGUACGCCGCGCGCAACGAACGAACGACACGCACUCCCGCGCACGAAAACUUCAUCGCGAUCGCGAUUAACGAUACCAAUCCGCCCCACGACACCCGAACCCUUUCCAUUGUCUGCAAUUCGCAAUUUGUUUGCGAGGGCGGGUUAUAACGAAUAAAUCGACUAACAAACUCGAACCACGAAGGUGUCCGCGUCGCAAAAAGCGCAACACAAUAGAGUAAGCGUCUAAUUAUAACGUGGUUGAGUUAGAACGACGAGAUGCAGAAUAUCGACCCACUGGAGUUCGCCAAUAUUCUGGCCACAGAACUGUGGUGCCAGCAGUUGGCAAACCUCGAAGGCCUCCAAUCGGGGGUCCCAACACGCACGACGGCGACCAUCACUCCCACUCAGUUGCGAAACUUCGAGCAGACUUACAUCGAGUUGAACAACUGCCACAACGAUCAGGCAAGCCACGCUGGAUUCGUACCACCGUCAGUCACACAGCCCAAUUACGGCAUCCUGAACACAGUGGGCUACUGCGAUUCGGGCCCGACGCCUCUCCAUGUGUCGCCGGGCCCACUAUCAGCCAGUGGCGAUAGCAGCAGCAGCCCAGGGUUACCAACGCCCAAACGCCGCAAUAUGGGAGGCCGGCGGCCAACCAAAGCCCCGCAGGACAUCUCGCCAGAGGAGGAAGAGCGCAGAAAAGUUCGUCGUGAACGCAAUAAAAUGGCAGCCGCUCGCUGCCGAAAGCGAAGACUUGAUCACACAAACGAGCUCCAAGAGGAGACUGACAAGCUGGAAGAGAAGAAACAGGCGCUGCACGAUGAGAUCAGAAAACUCAACUCGAGCAGAGACCAGUUGCAAGCCAUACUUAACAACCACAUGCCCAUGUGCCGGCUAAAUAAGAGGUCAUCUAGUCCACCGGAUGUCAAACCCUUCCAAGAUCCGUAUAUGCUGCCGGAUAUACCAGAAGAUGGUGUCAGAGUCAAGGUGGAAGUCAUGGACCCGGCAAUCGAUCCCGUCCCCAUACUUGCUUUAGAUAAUGAUAUCUUUACGCCGACACCGAACAAAAGGAUAAUGUUGUCGGCGGCAAACCUAGCUGUGGUGACGAGUGCUACGUCUGUGACGUCACUCGACACCCCGCCCAUCAUGAACAGACCCAAUAGACCUAACUUCCUCCAAGUGCCUCUUAGUGUUACACCUGCACAGAUACACAACAAUAAAGCAUUAGGCAACAACAAAAUCCCUGGCAUCGAAAUCAGUACACCCAGCAAUGGGAUUCCCUUCAACUUCGAAAGCCUCAUGGAAGGUGGAACCGGUCUCACACCGGUACAUCCUCAGCCUCAUCCUUGUUCGCAGCAACAAAGAUCAGCCCCGGAUCUUGCUUCACCUGACGCCCAUAAUAGCCUCGUCAGUCUCUGAAGAAAUGUUCAGUAGGUACAGAAAUAGUACCUUAUUUCAUAUUUUCAAACUACCCUCAAUUAUAAAGUCAGAUUUUCAUUUUGGUGGAAAAUGUCUUCAAGGAUUUUUUUUACUGUUUAAAGCGUAUGAGUUAUAAGUGUAAUCGAUGAAAGAAAAUAUUUUUAUACAUUUACCAGUCUAAACAACUAGAAAUCGUUUUUAUUAUUGGCGUCUGAAACUUUUUACCCGCACAAAUAUAAAAUACGAAAUUGUAUGAUCUGUUCGUGUAAUUUUCAUUUCUUUUUUUUCCACAUAAUUCUUGUUAAACGAAAUUUGUGAUUCCGUGCCUUUGUUGCGGGUCACGUGAGACGUGUCCGCACGGAACUUAGUUCGUAUUUAUUCCCUCUAUAUCUAUCUCUGUCUGUUGAACCUCCGUUGAUCGGCUAUCUCUUUCCCUCUAUUCGGGGGUUCGUACUUGCUCACUUUUCGCUUUGUAUUUAUAUAGUGUAAGGCGAUGCCUACGAGAGUCAAUUCAUUAGCUGUACGCUGAGAAUAUUUUUAUAUGAUACAAAUGUAUAUCUGGUAAUAAUAAUUGUGAGAAUAAAACAGAGUUUUAUUUUAACGAGUUGUGCUUGAACUAGCGAGGCUAGAGUGAAAACCCUCUUGCAGGCACAAUAUGAUCUUGUCAUAAUAAACUUCGUGCCAUUUAUGUCUACCCUCAGUAACAGAAUAAUAGACUAACAGCAAUAUUACUUAAUAUAAAUGUAACUUAGCUCAAUGUUGAUGUAAUUUCUUACCGUUCCAUUGGAUUAGGUAGAUUAAUUAAGGUAUUUUUGUGAUACGUCCAGUGACUCUUUGGGAGUAUAUUUGCGCCCGGUGGUUGAAAUUUUGAAAUUCUUGAAUUCUGAAGGCUUUUACGGGCGCGAAUAUUAUACUGAAUACUUUAAGGCAAUAACUAGGUUAAGAGCACUUAUACGCAUAACUUAGACCAAAUUGAUUUAUGUGCUUUAUAGUAUAAUUAAAAUAAGCCAAAUAUUGAUUUAUUUAGGUUAAGUUAACCUCCAUUUCCGAAAAGUAUUAAUAUUGGUUAGUCCACGGAGUAUUUAUUUGUAUUUAAUGCGGACGGUGCGAUUUGCCUUUAUAUAGUGAAUUUUAGAGAUUUACGCAUAAUAAUAGAUUUUAUGAGAUGUAAUUUUUUUAAAUGGUUUUGUAACGCCUUUCUAGAAUACUUUUGUAUUUUUGCAAUUAAAGCAAAGCAAUAUAUUUGAUAAAAUUAUACCGCCAUGUAGUUAUUUGUAUCAGAGCAGAAAUAUAGAUUUCUUUACGUACACCCGA
Molecule: messenger RNA, 2754 nt
Organism: Pieris rapae (cabbage white)
Lineage: Eukaryota; Metazoa; Arthropoda; Insecta; Lepidoptera; Pieridae
Gene: kay
Product: transcription factor kayak
Exons: 5
Coding region: 298-1440 (380 amino acids)
Biological process (GO): regulation of transcription by RNA polymerase II
Cellular component (GO): nucleus
Molecular function (GO): RNA polymerase II cis-regulatory region sequence-specific DNA binding; DNA-binding transcription factor activity, RNA polymerase II-specific
Source: RefSeq, a predicted model, not a curated record